Messenger RNA from Trypanosoma rangeli, 408 nucleotides. RefSeq lists its product as uncharacterized. NCBI's taxonomy places the organism in Eukaryota, Euglenozoa, Kinetoplastea, Trypanosomatida, Trypanosomatidae. The coding region runs from base 1 to 408 and encodes 135 amino acids. The record is from RefSeq and is a predicted model, not a curated record. The transcript has a single exon.
AUGAAAAACACUGAGAUAGUGAAGCAAAUCCGUCUUGAAUCCUCCAUACUUUUUGUCUUCGCGUUGUGUAUUUUCCUGGUGGUGUACGUGUACGUGGAGGGGCUGAUGCGCGCGAAGAUGCAAAAGAAGAGGCGACCUGAGACCAUGGAGCACGUGACGACAGACACGAUGCUCCCUUGGUGGGGCAAUGAUGCCGAGUAUGAAAGUCAAGUGAAACGUAUUUUUGUUGAAGAAUGGCGCCGGGCUCGUGCGAGCUCGCGUCGCGUUCAGACGUUUCAAGAUGGCGUGGCUCGGGAGUCGUUGGAUGAGGAUACCAAAAAGAAAAUGGAUCUCAAAAUAUUUACGGUAACAGCUGAACGCCUGCGGGAGAUGCGUGAACGUGCGGACAAACAAAAUGGUCGUCAAUAA